UAUGGCGGGUGAUUGUUUCCAAAAGAAUCAAGGAAACUAGACUAUAUAGUUGUCAGUCAUUAGACAAUGUAGUUUUGAUAGAAGCUGAUAUAAAGUUCCUCGUAAAUACAGUUUGUAUUCAGCGUUCAAGUCGAUGAUUACAGCAGUUUUGUGGAAUCAGAUGUUCAGACAAUCUUUGGAGACAGACGCAGCGCUAGUAAAAAAUAAAGGAGGAUCUAUAAUAAGCUAAUAAAAGGUCCUGGAUCCGCACAGUGUUUUUCAUUCUCUUGGAGCCUCAGAGUUGAGACGCAGCAAGUGCCUACAUCCUCUACAACCGUCGAUCAGGUAUCCGUUUCGGCUUGAGAGCUGGAAAAAAACAUAAACUUGGAUUGCAACUAGAGUAAUGGUAUCUUGGUAGAUGGGAAAUUUCAUCAUUUUUGGAGUCAGUGCUCUGCGAAAUACAAUGCCGUUCGCAUGGCUGCAACGAUUGCGAGACAGGAUCCGUCCUCGAUCUGAGGGUUCGGCGUCAUCGACGACGCCCGAUCUCAUGGAAGGAGUUCCAGAGAAUCUCCAGGAACAGUUCAACGUGAUCUUCAACGCCGUCAACCACGUCGAGAGCUGCGCGAACAUCCCGUGUAAUACGUGUCUUAGUGGUGUGGCUUUGGUUAAAGAGAUUUCCGGGAACUCUGCCUUAGACCAGGAGAGAAUCGGUGACCUGAUGGCGGAACGCACCAGCUUCUCUCGUAUGUUCGUAUCAUGUUGGCAGAAGAAAGAAUUGCUGGAGAUGUUUACCGAUGCGUCAGCGACGGAUACCUUACUGAAGGAGGCGCAACGGUCCUUCGAAUUCUACCGCGCUCUGGCGGGAAUCUGCUGGAACUACACGGACGAAUCAAAUCCCUUUUGCCUAAGUAUAGAGGAAGAAGGGAGACUCUCAAUCAUUGUGGACUGGAUGCUCUCACUCCAGGACAACACCUUGAACAAAUGGGCCACAGAAAUUGUCUUCAAUGUCCUGAACAUCCUGCACAACACCUGUAGAAGGAUCGAGGACAUUCGGAGGAGCCAUCGACAGAUCGUCCCAGCGUUGCAGAAGUUGACAGCAUCAGAAGACCCGAUUGUCCAAGCAUGUGCUUUCAUGUCUCUCUCGUACAUGGUCGACAAGGAGGAGGCCGAUAAGCUCACAACCAAUUCUGCCUGUGUGGACAACCUUCUCUCACUGCUCAGGCAAUCUCUGGAGAACGUCGAGCACAAGAUCCGGAUUACCAGAAGCACCGGCACCGACGCCUUCAGGAGGGGUUUCACUUUAUCCGCCAUCGAGCUCGUCCAGGGCAUCGAGCAACUUGCAAUCAAUGACGAGAACAAGCGCCUUAUCGCCGAGAAUGAUGGCAUCGCCAUCUUAUCAAGGAUGCUGGAGAUGGAUUGUACAUCGCAAGAAAAGAGACACGCAGCAGAAGCACUUUGGCAACUCGCCUUCAGGCAGGAGAACAAGGAUAGGCUUAGAGAGGAACUUGACUUACUCAAAGAGUUGAUAAGUCUUUCAUGUGGACCCGACCCCGCGCUCAACCAAGCGUGCAAGGGAGCGCUCUUCGAGAUCUACAGCUCCAAACUACCGGAUGAGUUGACUACUGCAAAUACGAGUACAGCUUCACAGACGCCCUCUACGCCUACUGAAAAGCCUUCGCAGCACAUCAUGAUUAGCUACAGAUGGGAACAGCCGUCAAAGUCCGUGAUGAGCGAGAUCAAGGACCAGCUAAGAAGCAGGGGGUACAACGUGUGGAUGGAUGAAGAUUUCAUGAGUGGGGAUAUCAUCGAGAAGAUGGCUAAAGCUGUUGAGAACUCCUAUCUGAUCCUGGCUUGUGUCACAGAGGGGUAUCAAGAGAGCAAGAACUGUCGAACAGAGGCAACUUAUGCGUAUGACUGCAACAAGCGGAUUGUCCCGGUGAAGGUAAACGAAGCAUUCAAGGCCUCGGGAUGGCUCGGGGGCAUCACCGCCGGGAAGAUCUACUACCCAGUCCCAGGUGUAGACAAGGUUACCGACCAACUUCCCAGGAUCAUUGAUCUGGAGAUUGAGGAAGAACUGCAGAAGAAUCCUGAGGCACAGUCGGGGGCACGAAGCGGUGGAUCAGCUGAACCGGAAGUUCGUACCUGGGAGGUCAACAAAGUCCGCGAGUGGCUGACCUCCAACGGCAUCAGUUCCACCAACGAGAGUCUUCAGAACCUCACUGGGCUGCAAUUGCUGCAGCUGAAGAAACAACUGGCGACGGCUCCGGAUACGUUCUACCAGUCCAUGAAAGAAGACCUGAAGGUCCCCUACAUGGAAGUCCUCUCAUUAGCCGCAGCUUUGGAGAACCUCUGAACACAUUAUCUCUUCCUUUUUCAUUGGUCGGAGCUUUCCAAUGUAAUUCAUGUGAUUUGUUGUACGUAUGAAAAGUGUAAACAAGUAAUAUAACUUACCAAAUUAAUACUAGUUUUCUAUGUUAAAAGUUGUGAGACUAUUGUGGAAAGAAUUAGAGUGCCUAAAUAAUUGUUGUUGAUGGUGAUUUGCUGCAGUACUUUAAAAACUUGUUAAUACGAUAAUGUCUUUUGCAAUGAGUUUCAGCCAUCGAUUAGAAACGUAGAUCCCAGUUGACUUCUGUCAAGACAAGUACAGCUUCACAGGCGCCCUCUACGCUAAUUCAACUCCAACUCCUAGUUUGAUAUGACUCGAAAUGUUCUGUAGAUCGUAUAAUCUGCAUUCUCCUAAGCUGGGUUGAGACCAGUAGAGGUGUCGUGGUGGUCUAGUGUAUAUAUGCCACCGGACUGUAGACCACUUAAAUUGCGGAUAAAAUCCCAAUGCGGCAAUAAUGUCCUUUGUCAAGACAUUAAUCUGCAUUUAACACUCGCCACCCUGGUGAUGUAAAUGGGUAUCUGGUAGAGGAAGACAUUUCGGAGAGCAUUAUCAGAGCCGCUCGGGUCAUUCCGGGAAAAUAAUAGUACAUGCCUUUAUAAAAACAUAAGUAUUAAGCGCUAUAAUUAUAUAGAUGUUAGUUUUAUUAAUGUUGUUAAGUAAUGUUUAUGAUUGUAAUGUGCGUACAUUAUUGGUCUUCUUUUUCUCGCACUUCUACUCUCGAAAGUCCCUGCGUUGUGAGGGGAGUCUUAAAGUUGUAUUUUCUUCUGCAUAACGAUCAAAUAACUUCAUGUUUUGGGCCUGCCUCAAAACAGUUAGGUUUGAGCUAAAUGUUAUCCCAGUCAGUUUCGCAAAUUUUGCUUCAAAACAAUACCAAUCUAAUAUUUGAGAAAAAUUAUUUUGAACGUUUUGAAGUAAAAAAAA
Molecule: messenger RNA, 3286 nt
Organism: Strongylocentrotus purpuratus (purple sea urchin)
Lineage: Eukaryota; Metazoa; Echinodermata; Echinoidea; Camarodonta; Strongylocentrotidae
Exons: 6
Coding region: 398-2332 (644 amino acids)
Biological process (GO): signal transduction
Source: RefSeq, a predicted model, not a curated record